GGUCAGCUUGGUUUUCCUGUUGCGCGCACGUGACCUCACUUAUUCCACCCUCUGUACACACACACACACACACACUCACGGUGUCGCUCUAGUGGUUUAAAAAACACACAACAAUAACACCGAGGUGGCGUUUUCUUCCUUCGCGCAUGCAAUGACGCGGUUGUGUUGAAACCGAGGCGUUAUAGCGCGUCUCUCUCCCCUCCGGUCCCUGUACACCGAGGCUGCGGUCGCACCGGAGGCUCGUUGCGCCAUGGCGGCCGCGCCGCUGACGAAGCGCUCGGGGACGGAACACGCACGGAGGCGCGCGGACCCCCGCAGGAGGCAGGCGGCGCUUUCGUUCCUCAGCAACAUUUCUCUGGAUGGGCGGCCCGUGCGCGGCGACGCGGACGCUCCCGGGGAGGAGGACGGCUCCCUAGAGGCGAGGACGACACGCAGCACGGUCACGGCUGCCGAGGAAGAAGAAGAAGAGGAGGAGGAGGAGGAAGAGGACGAGGAAGGCGAGGAGGAUGACGAGGCCCAGGUUCCGAGCAGGCGCGCGAGCUUCGCCAUCGGCGCGAGCCCUCCCGCGGACGCGCAGCUCUACCACGCGCAGGUCUUCGGCUCGCCGUUCGCUGCAGCGCGCGGCCGCCUGCACACGUUCACUCAGGGACUUCCGCCCGCCGCGUGCUGCAGGCAGCAGAGCUCGUGCUGCCCGGAGGGAGGAGGAGGAGGAGGAGGAGGACACAUCAGCACCUCCGCUUUCGAGCUGCACAAGUCCAGGCGGAGGCUGAUCUCCCAGCGUUCCUCACUGGAGACUCUGGAGGACAUUGAGGAGAAUGCUCCUCUUCGCAGAUGCAGAACCUUAUCCGGUUCACCUCGACCAAAGAGCUUCAAGAAGGUCCACUUCAUCAAGAACAUGAGGCAACACGACAUCCACAACGGAAGGAUAGUCCUUAUCAGUGGCAGAAGAUCCUUCUAUAGUGUAUUUUCUGUCCUGCCCUAUCGAGAUUGUAGCCAAACAGGGGACGGUGUGAAAAUGGAGAGCGGGCGUCAGCGUCACCCGUCCGGCGGAGUCAGUGCCAAGGAGAUGGUGAUCGGGCUGGAAGGCGUGGAGCUGGGCGCCGACGGCAAGACGGUGUCCUACAUGCAGUUCCUCUACCCCACCAACGUCCUCGGCCGCCGCAACACCAUCGACUCCACGUCGUCCUUCUCACAGUCUCGUAACGCCAGCCAUCGCAGCCUCAUCCUGGCACGAGCCAACAGCCACCAGAGCAGCCUGGACACGGGGAACGAAGCGGGAGAUUUCAGGGAGUACGACCCCAACCUUCUGGACGACCCGCAGUGGCCAUGUGGAAAACAUAAACGCGUGCUCAUAUUCUCUUCCUACAUGACCACGGUCAUCGAGUACGUCAAGCCCUCGGACCUGAAGAAGGACAUGAACGAGACUUUUAAGGAGAAGUUCCCUCACAUUCGCCUGACGCUGAGCAAGAUCAGGAGUCUGAAGCGAGAGAUCCGUAAGCUGGCGCAGGACGAGUGCGGGUUCGAGGAGCCCACUGUAGCCAUGGCCUUCGUCUAUUUCGAGAAGCUGGUCCUUCAGGGCAAACUCAACAAGCAGAACCGCAAACUCUGCGCCGGAGCAUGCGUCCUCCUGGCAGCCAAGAUCGGGGGAGACCUCAAGAAGCACGAGGUCAAGCUCCUGAUCGACAAACUGGAGGAGAGGUUUCGGGUGAACCGGCGCGAGCUCAUCGCAUUCGAGUUCCCCGUGCUCGUGGCUCUGGAGUUCAACCUUCACCUGCCUGAGCACGAGGUCAUGCCUCACUACAGACGCCUCCUGCAGACCUCCUAGCAGCAGCUCCACCCACUGCAGGAGACACGCCUCCAUCUCGCUCUAUAUCUAUAUCUCUCUCUCCACCUGUGUCUUACACACACACACACACACACACACACUAUCCAUCUCUCUCCCUCACUUGCUGUCUCUCACAUACUGUCUCUCUCACCUCACACACUCUCUCUCUCUCUCUGUCUCACACACACUCACCUCACAGUGUCUCUCUCUCUCUCUCUCUCUGUCUCACACACACUCACCUCACAGUGUCUCUCUCUCUCUCUCUCUCUCUCUCUCUCUCUCUCACACACACUCACCUCACACAGUCUCUCUCUCUCUCUCUCACACAGUCUCUCUCUCUCCCUUACUCGCUCUCACAUAGUCUAUCUCUCUCUAUAUCUCUCUUUUUCUCAUCUCACAGUCUCUCUCACACACACACAGUCUGUCUCUCUUUCUGUCUCACACAGUGUCUCAUGCUCUCUCACACACAAACUCUCUCUAUUUCUCACCUCACACACAGUUUGUCUCUCUCUCCAUCUCUCUCCCCCCCACCCCCUCCCCACAGAAGCUCUAUGCACCUAACUUUUAUCCUGAUUUUUUUUUUUUCCUCGAAGGAAGGAAGAAAGAAGAAGAAAAAAAAAAAGACCUUUCAGCCAAAGUUUCUGGGAAUCCGAUUGCCUGCUCACUUUUUUUUAUAUAGACUUUCAAAAGCCUGUCUUCUUCUGGAGUGGAGGAUGUUUUUAGCUCAUCCUUUUCAUCGUGGAAUCUUUCCUUUUCUCUGCAUUCACUUCUUUGCCUAAAUCCCAAAGGGAAGCUGUUGCAUGUCGCAUUGUUUAUAGCCUUAAAAAUCAACCCUGCGAACGGACCGAACUCCUCACCAUGACGACGACUGUUUCUCAGACGGACUUCGAUCGUACCUUUUACAAAAAAAGUGCACUUUUUCGGGGCGGGGGGUGGGGGAUUAAUAUGGGUCAGGGAGGGUGGAGGUCAAGGACGUCAUUUCAUCGUCACGUGCAUCACUAAUUCAUUCUAAGCUGCACUCUGUGACGCCGCAUUAAACCUAAGCCGACGUGUGUGUGUGUGUGUGUGUGUGUGAUGCUUUGGUUAUUUGAGCAUCGACACACUCCUGGGUUUUUUUUUGUUUGUUUUUUUUCUUGGGUGGGAGAUGUGUGUGUUUUUUGUUUUGAACGUGGUGGUGGUGUGACGAGCUGCCACUGCGGUCAGUGUCCCUGUGCUCUAUGUUAGAGUGGACUCUCGGCACGUUUCUAGUGCUACGCUGGAGGAGAGGACGGAGAGACGGAUACGGAAGGUCACGGUGCGGAAAAACAACGCUAACGACGACGACAGCGUCAAGACGUAGAAGCCCGCGAGUGUGUUUUCUACAUAACUUCAGCACUCGCUGUACGAAAGACCCGCGCAGUAUUAACACGCGCUCCGUGUUUUAAUAGCUAACUUGCACUGGACUGGAAAAUUUGUCAAGUCUUUUACUCGCUCUUUUGAAGCUGAUGCUAAAAAAAAACCAUGUAGAUUUCUGAUGGGUUUUUUUUCCUGUCACAGUGUGAUUCCAGUGUUGAUUGAACACGUUUCAGACUUUUUGUUUCUUCAUGAAUCAGGUACCGUAUUUUCUGGAGUAUGAGAGACAGAACAUUUUCAAGAACAUUUAAACAUUUUUAGUUUCAGAACAAAAAUCUACAAAUAAUUUCCUCAACCCCUCGUCAUCCAAGAUGUUCAUGUCUUUCCUUCUUCAGUCGUUAAGAAAUUGAGGAAAACUUUUCAGGAUUUUUCUCCAUAUAGUGGACUUCAAUGGCGCCCGCGAGUUUGACCUUCCAAAAUGUAGCUUUAAAGAGCUGCAACUGAUCCCAGCCCGGGAAGAAGGCUCAUAUCUAACCAAACAAUCGGCCAUUUUCUUAGAAAAAAAAAAAAAAAAAAAAUUGUAUACUUUUUAACCACAAAAGCUCGUCUAGUGCUAGCUCUGGGAUGCGCAUCCUUGACACUACGUAUUCACGUCAUAAGGUCACGCGUGACAUAGGCGGAGCUACAGACUCCUUUAAGGAAUGUACGUAAGGUUACAUCACCCUAACAAUCUUCUCUCUAGAACUUCCUGUUUUUCACGACGGCAAAUAUUAACGCAAAAUCAAGCAGACUCGAUGCAUUCAGCAAAGUUUGCGAUUUUUCUAAAUUUCACAGGUGCAGGUUUGGGGAGUGAUGUGUCUUGUGACAUCAUUACACGCGCUCUUGUGAUAACGCGCUCCUGUGACAUCACAACCUGCACUCUUGUGACGUCACAACACUCACUCUUGACAACCCUCGCUCUUGUGACGUCACAACCCUCGCUCUUUUGACAACACGCGCUCUUCUGACAACACGCGCUCCUGUGACAUUACAACCCGCGCUCUUCUGACAACACGCGCUCCUGCGACAUUACAACACACGCUCCUGUGACAUCACAACACGCGUUCAGCUGAAAACCUUCUUCUUUUACAGAUGUGGUUCACUGCUAGGAGUUUUUAAAGACGACUUAAGCAGUUUUAGCAAAUAAAGAAAGAGAAAUGAAGCAUUUUUGGUCUCAAAACAGUCCCCAAAAAAUCUUUAGGAUUGAUUAAUGUUUUCCGUAACCUUAGGAGUCUUCUUGACCAGCGUCACUUUUGCACAGAUUACAGACGUUAUUUAUUUAUUUUUCUUUUAAUGGAUUAAAACAUCCAGUUCUUGAGAUUCUCCUCAGGAGCUGCGUGUCAUCAGUUACUCCAACACUAACCGGACAAAAUCUAAACACAACCAGAGAGCAGAAUACAGUUUACAUCUGUAUUAUAACUAUAAGCAAACAAACAAAGUCUUGUUUUCUUUUUCUCUUCUUUUUGACAUCUUAUAUUCCAGGAAAUACGGUACAUUAAACCGUAGCAUUAAAUUCCCAACGUUAACUAAAAUGUUUGACGAGAGCUUUUAAAAAAAUCUGUUUUUUCUUUCCAGAAUAAAAUGAGAAUGUUUGUAGUUUUAAAAAAAAUAAAAAUAAAA
Molecule: messenger RNA, 4816 nt
Organism: Hemibagrus wyckioides
Lineage: Eukaryota; Metazoa; Chordata; Actinopteri; Siluriformes; Bagridae
Gene: cables1
Product: Cdk5 and Abl enzyme substrate 1
Exons: 10
Coding region: 251-1825 (524 amino acids)
Biological process (GO): regulation of cell cycle; nervous system development
Cellular component (GO): cytosol
Source: RefSeq, a predicted model, not a curated record